GGAACUUUGUGUCUUCGAUAGCAGAGCAAUGUCGGACCGAGAAACAUGACGUACCCUAAAAAUGGCGCUGCGCUUGGAUGCCAGACUUUUAAUGCGGAAAAUUCGAGACUUAAGGUGUUUAACGUCUAGAAGACAUCGAGUGAAAGAAAAAUGGGCUGCUUCACGUCCCAAGCACCCUCCUACCAGUUUAGCAGUAAAGCAUUUUGAUGUCACCUACUGCAGUCAGCUGGGGCAACUCUGGCCUUCGGUUCGAGUUGCUCUGCUCUCGGAAAGAAAGUACGGAGCUCUGCUCAAUAAUUUCUGCAACGAUGCUUUUGUGGAUGAUCUUACGUCCCAAGGAUGCAGAGACUUCAUCACGGAUACAGACAGAAAAGAGUAUGUGUGCAUGGAGCGAGACCCACAAGUCAAAUUUAGUGAGAAGUCUGAUGCCACCUCUCUGGAGAAACAUGACAUGAUUGGUCAGCAGCAGUUAUCAGCACCGCACCUCAGCACUAACAUCAAGUGCUUCGUCUUUCCGAGAGGAGAUAUCACACGUUUCAAGCCAGCUAGACCAGAUAUGUCUGGGUUAUUGGGCUACUACCUGAUGGAUGCAGCGUCAGUGUUGCCUUGCCUUGCACUCGAUGUUCACGAGGGCCACACCCUGCUUGACAUCUGUGCUGCCCCAGGAGGAAAGAUGCUUGCUUUGCUGCAGACCCAGGCCAUUGGUUUUUUGUGUUUGAAUGACUCGUCUGUGUCACGGACAUUACGACUGAGGAAGGUGCUCCACAGCUACAUACCUAAACAGCUUUUGACCAGUGAGAAGCUACGGAUCACUUCCUUUGAUGGCACCAAAUGGGGGGAAAUAGAACAGAAUACUUUUGACAGAGUCCUUGUUGAUGUUCCCUGUACCACAGACCGACAUUCACUCAUAGAGGACGAGAACAAUAUAUUCAGUAAGAACAGAACUGGCGAGAGGCGACAGCUGCCACAGCUACAGCUGCAACUACUGAUGGCGGGAGUGGUGGCAGCACGUCCGGGUGGCGAGAUCGUUUACUCCACCUGCACACUUUCUCACAUCCAGAAUGUUGGCGUGGUUGAACAAGCCAUCCACUUGGCGCGUGAGAACCACGGCAUCCAGCUUGAGGUUGUGGACCUGCGACCACUCACAAACAUGUUCAGGAAUACCUUUCACUUCGCUUCUGAGCUCCAUCUGGGUGAGAUGGUCAUCCCACACCUGGCUGCCAACUUUGGACCCAUUUAUAUGUGCAAGCUAAGGAGGCUCACAUAGACCGUCGAUUAACAUUUGGUAUGCAUUUUACACAUAUUGUCAUGAUUCUGCAUUUAACGUAUCACAAUAAAGUCACAGUUAACAGUGAUGCACAAGUAGGAAACAGCUUUCCAGGGACUGGGAGUAAUUUUGGGUGUCCCGUGCAAGGAAGAAUCCUCCAUCUGCUAUCCUUUAUACCACACAUUGAAGUACAAUACACAGAAAUCUUUAUUGUCCGCUGUAAUGGAAGUUUUCUUUGGUUUACUGGCGCAAAAGAAGCAGACAACAUUGGAGCAAUAGGAAUACAGAAGUUCACUAAGUUACAGUAAUAAGACGAUAAGAGCAUAGAACAUUUUUAAAAAUUUAAAUCCCCUCGCUCAGUGAUUCUCAGUGUGGUAAAAGUACUACGUUGGCUCCAUGUAGUGGUACAUGAAAAUCACUCAAAUACAAAUGUACAAAAUUUAAAAAAUAAAAUACAAUCCAACAUAUUACAAUAAAGCUUGUAGCUAUGCAUACAGCUUGUUUAAACUUUAAAAAAAAAAUCCAUUACAAAAUCCAUCCAUCCAUCCAUUUUCUGAGCCGCUUCUCCUCACUAGGGUCGCGGGCGUGCUAGAGCCUAUCCCAGCUGUCAUCGGGCAGGAGGCGGGGUACACCCUGAACUGGUUGCCAGCCAAUCGCAGGGCACAUACAAACAAACAACAUUUGCACUCACAUUCACACCUACGGGCAAUUUAGAGUCCCCAAUUAAUGCAUGUUUUUGGGAUGUGGGAGGAAACUGAAGUGCCCGGAGAAAACCCACGCAGGCACGGGGAGAACAUGCAAACUCCACACAGGCGGGACCGGGGAUUGAACCCCGCUCCUCAGAACUGUGAGGCUGACGCUCUAACCAGUCGCCCACCGUGCCGCCCAUUACAAAAUCGAUUACAUUCUUUUACUUUCAUUAUGGUGGAAAAUUUUUUUUUGAGGCGGUACUUUGUGUAAAAAGUUUGAGAACUACUCACCAAAGUAAAAGACCGUUUUGUUAAUAAACUAACUGUAAAAAUCACAUUGUUGAUAGUCAGUGAUAGAUGUAUUGUUAGUAUUUAUACAGUAAAUGCAUAGAUAAUUAUGAAUUAAUAGUGCUUAGUACUUCUGCUGUACCUUCAGGAGGCCCUGGUUCAAGUCUCUGAGUGGAGUUUGCAUGUUCUCCACCUUACUUGAAUUAUUUUUGCAGGCAUUCUCAUUUCCUCCCACAUUCCAAAAACAUGAUCUUAGCUUAACUGAAGACUCUAUAUUGCCCAUAGGUAUCUCUUACAUGUAAGUACCCCGUACUUAGGUGUACAGUACAGCAAAAUUACAUAUCGUCUCUCUCAGGCGGAAUUCUCGCAUCUUCAAAACCAUUAUUUUUCAGGAAAUUGGAGGGGGGACUGCUUAUAUUUUGAGUUAUUAAACAUAUCGGGAAAGAGUGUGCUAUUUUCAACACUUAAGAUUGGUUAACAAUAUGUAGACUUAACAAACCGAAGUGGGAAGAGACUAAGUGCAAAAAAAAACACAAAAAAAGACCAAAUUUAGGCAUAGGUUUCUGCUCAACAAUGCCUAUCUCAUAUAAAUGCAAAACAUGCUUGUUCUUAGUUUGCUAAGCUAUUUCUUCUUACCAGGCAAUUUUUCUGUAAGAGUAUUUCACCGGUUCCAAGCAUUAGUUUCCCUUAAAAAUCUUAUUAUAUAUUAAGAUCUUAUAAGCAAGUUUAUCUUAAAAUAAGAAAUACCAUAAUUCUAUCGGUGUAGUAUAAAUACAUAGAAGGCCUCAGUGGUGGGUGGCAUGGUUGAGACUGGUUAGAGCGUCUGCCUCACAGUUCUGAGGACUGGAAUUCAAAUCCCGGCCCUGUGGAGUUUGCAUGUUCUCCCCAUGCCUGUAUGGGUUUUCUGUGGGCACUCCGGUUUCCUCCCACAUCCCCAAAAACAUGCAUGGUUGUUUGUUUAUGUGUGCCCUGCGAUUGGUUGGCAACCAGUUCAGGGUGUAUCCCGCCUCCUGCCCGAAGAUAGCUGGGAUAUGCUCCAGCAUGCCCGCGACCCCUGUGAGGAUAAGCGGCUCAGAAAAUGGAUAGAUGGAUGGGCCUCAGUGGUGAGUUUUGAGCCUAGCUACUUGUUUUAAGAAAUCUUAACAAAAAAAAUCUCUUUCUAGUAAUUGAUAAUUUUGCAUAAAUUACAUAAUAUAGUCUUCAUUUCUGUACUUUUCCCUUGUUAAUUUUUUUUUACUUACUGUUUUUGCAGUCUUCUAACCGUAAAAAAAAAAACAUUUGUCAAAAAGACCUUGCGCUGUAUAAUAUUUUCCCACUAGAGGGCACUAAUGGUCUGUCAUAUAUAUAAAUAAAUAAAGCAUAUGAUAAACAUAGGGUAUGAGAAAUCACAUAUAUAGAAAUUUCUUAACAAAUAAAGCACCCUCUUUUUGCUCCCCAGUAAAGGAGGGCUUCCUUUUCAUCAGGUUUGAUGUCUGCCUAAUAAUGUGGUGGGAGGUCAUUAUGAGCAUGCAGGCAAUGACUUAUUUGACCGUCUCAGUCUGUAUGGCGUGCAUGAUAGCGUCGCAUUGACUCUCUUUUGCAUUGACAUCACUCAGAGGUGAAAUGUUCUCUAAUGUGAGCACCGAAGAGGUGUCUCUCUUUUCCCCCAUCACACCACAGAUGACCCUUUAUGUUCUCCCGGCCAGGCAAUGUAGCAUGAAAAAGGUGUGCGUACAAGCACAAGGGUGUGUGUGGUUGUGUGUCUAACGAGCUGGCCAUGCGAGAGUGUCAUCGACUGGCUGCUGUCAUUAAGCUGCUCCAAACACUGAGCUGACUCCCAUCCACAUUGGACAGCCACGCUGCUCCCAGAUGAACAUUAAAGAGGCAGAGAGCUAAAAUGGAACAUCUCGCCCCCCUUUCUAUUUUUUUUUUUUUUUUUUUUUUUUUGCCCCCUCUGCUUUUUUUAUUCCACAGAUGAGUGCAGAUAAUUAUCUGAGCGAUUGUGAGUGAUUACUGUAUUACUGCGGUACAAGGGGGAUGUAUUGGAGAAUGCAGAGGGAAUUAAUGACACAUAAAAACUAUUUUUGUAUUGACUGCUUUCGUCUUCAGGGCCUUGAGUGCCUGUUCACAUCUCUUGUGAUUACCUAAACGUAUUGUAAAUAUGUGUUUCCGAUGGGCCCUUCCAUAAAUUUACAUGUUUUAACACUCAGGAGACUGCAGACUGUUAGAGAUCAGUUAGCUGGCUAUUCUGCCUGUCUCGACUUUAUUGAAUUGGCCAAUGAGGCGCUGUACACUUGCGUCGCUGUGUAUAAGCCUGCCAUAGACAGAUAUAUGCCGCGUAUUAAAAAGAUGAAUAUCAUGGGUUUAACCUUGUUUCCUUGAGGUCUGCAGGUGCAAUUUUUUUGUCAAUAAAGAUGCAAAACACUCA
Phyllopteryx taeniolatus (common seadragon) is the source of this 4651-nucleotide messenger RNA. It is a transcript of the gene nsun4, whose product is annotated as NOP2/Sun RNA methyltransferase 4. The record is from RefSeq and is a predicted model, not a curated record. Gene Ontology annotation, molecular function: methyltransferase activity. Bases 62 to 1267 code for a protein of 401 amino acids. Lineage: Eukaryota; Metazoa; Chordata; Actinopteri; Syngnathiformes; Syngnathidae. Gene Ontology annotation, cellular component: mitochondrial large ribosomal subunit. The transcript is spliced from 8 exons. Gene Ontology annotation, biological process: rRNA methylation.